CUAUUUGUAAGGAAUUUUGGUGCAAAAAGCGACACUUAUCAGGAUAUACAGUCGUUUUCGCUUUCACUCAAAUCGUUUUUGAAGUUGCAUAUAUCCAGUACUGCGCAAUAGGCAAAACAGAAUUUUCAGCGAUGAAUCACUCGUCGUCAAUAUCUUGGAUCUAUGGAUAGCAGGGCAAGAAACGACGUCAACAACUUUGUGCUGGGCUAUGAUCUACUUGCUGAGAAAUCCGAAGGUCAUGACUACUGUAAGAGAAGAACUGCUCAAAGUCACUGGAGGAUCCAGACCUCUUUCACUAGCUGAUAAGCAGAAUACUCCGUAUUUUGUUGCUACACUUACGGAGAUACAACGGAUGUCGUCAAUAUUAAACAUAAACAUCUUCCGAUUAGCUGACUCCGAUACCGAGAUUGGUGGACAUCCUGUGCCAAAAAAUACAGUAGUAUCGGCAGAGCUAUCGCUGAUCUUGAGCGAUGAAAGCAGAUUUCCAAAUCCUGAAAAGGUCGGCAAUGAUCAUUUACCCAUUUUUCGUUUUUUCUUUUUAUACUAA
Messenger RNA from Cylicostephanus goldi, 547 nucleotides. The record is from the annotation of a GenBank genome assembly. NCBI's taxonomy places the organism in Eukaryota, Metazoa, Nematoda, Chromadorea, Rhabditida, Strongylidae.